Molecule: messenger RNA, 3515 nt
Organism: Propithecus coquereli (Coquerel's sifaka)
Lineage: Eukaryota; Metazoa; Chordata; Mammalia; Primates; Indriidae
Gene: RCC2
Product: regulator of chromosome condensation 2
Exons: 12
Coding region: 7-1575 (522 amino acids)
Source: RefSeq, a predicted model, not a curated record
GCGACCAUGCCCAGGAAGAAGGCGGCGGCGGCGGCCUGGGAGGAGCCGAGCUCGGGCAACGGCACGGCCCGCGCCGGGCCCAGGAAGCGCGGCGGCCCGGCGGGCAGGAAGCGCGAGCGGCCCGAGCGCUGCAGUAGCAGCAGCGGCGGCGGCAGCAGCGGCGACGAGGACGGCCUGGAGCUCGACGGGGCCCCCGGCGGGGGCAAGCGCCCGGCGCGGCCGGCGGCGGCGGGCAAGGCUGGCGGCGCGGCCGUGGUCAUCACCGAGCCCGAGCACACCAAGGAGCGCGUCAAACUUGAAGGGUCAAAGUGCAAAGGGCAGCUUUUGAUUUUUGGGGCAACCAACUGGGACUUGAUUGGUCGAAAAGAAGUGCCUAAACAGCAAGCUGCUUACCGCAAUCUCGGGCAGAAUCUGUGGGGGCCCCACAGGUAUGGGUGCCUGGCGGGGGUCCGGGUGCGGACGGUGGUCUCUGGCUCGUGUGCUGCGCACAGCCUCCUCAUCACCACGGAAGGGAAGCUGUGGAGCUGGGGGCGAAAUGAGAAGGGGCAGCUGGGACACGGCGACACCAAGAGAGUGGAAGCCCCCAGACUCAUCGAGGGUCUCAGCCACGAAGUGAUCGUGUCGGCAGCAUGUGGGCGGAACCACACCCUGGCCUUGACGGACACGGGCUCCGUGUUUGCAUUUGGGGAGAACAAGAUGGGGCAGCUGGGCCUCGGCAACCAGACAGAUGCCGUCCCCAGCCCCGCGCAGAUAAUGUACAACGGCCAGCCAAUUACCAAAAUGGCCUGUGGGGCUGAAUUCAGUAUGAUAAUGGACUGCAAAGGGAACCUCUAUUCCUUUGGGUGCCCUGAAUAUGGUCAGCUGGGACACAACUCCGAUGGGAAGUUCAUCGCCCGGGCGCAGCGGAUAGAGUACGACUGUGAGCUGGUACCCCGGCGAGUGGCCAUCUUCAUCGAGAAGACGAAAGAUGGGCAGAUUCUGCCGGUACCGAACGUGGUUGUGCGAGAUGUGGCCUGUGGCGCUAACCACACACUGGUCCUGGACUCCCAGAAGCGAGUCUUCUCCUGGGGCUUCGGUGGCUAUGGCCGGCUGGGCCACGCAGAGCAGAAGGACGAGAUGGUCCCUCGCCUGGUGAAGCUGUUUGACUUCCCUGGGCGUGGGGCGUCCCAGAUCUACGCUGGUUACACCUGCUCCUUUGCCGUCAGUGAAGUAGGUGGUCUGUUUUUCUGGGGGGCCACCAACACCUCCCGUGAGUCUACCAUGUACCCGAAAGCAGUACAGGACCUCUGUGGCUGGAGAAUCCGGAGCCUGGCUUGCGGGAAGAGCAGCAUCAUCGUGGCUGCAGACGAGAGCACCAUCAGCUGGGGCCCAUCGCCAACCUUCGGGGAACUGGGCUACGGGGACCACAAGCCCAAGUCUUCCACUGCAGCCCAAGAGGUGAAGACUCUGGAUGGCAUCUUCUCGGAGCAGGUCGCCAUGGGCUACUCACACUCCUUGGUGAUAGCGAGAGAUGAAAGCGAGACCGAGAAAGAGAAGAUCAAGAAACUGCCAGAAUACAACCCCCGAACCCUCUGAUGCUCCUGGAGACUCCUCCGAUCCCACCUCUCGCGGCAGCUGUCAUUUCCAUGUGCACUGGGACGUGAAGUCAAACGAGGAAUUUCAAAAAGCAAAAGUUGACCGAAGGUGCAUUUUUGUUAGACUCCCCGAGGUUCCGUUUUAUAAGUGAUCCAACGUUAACUACCUUUUUCUGUAUGCUUUCCAAAGUAUGUUUUUUUCUCUUAAUGUUUAAUUAAAAUAUUUGCUCAUAGUUGACUUACCAUUCCUACAAAAAAGGCAGAAACUUUGAGCAAUCUAGGUUUUUUUCCUCCUCCUAAAUACGCUUCCCAAAACAUCCGUUUCCAGUCGUGAUUAGCAUUGUGACCCGAGUGGGUGCUGCGUGGAAGAGGAAUCGCCGUUUGCUCAGAAAAGAUGUCCUUACAGGAACCAGCAGCAUCCAGGCAAAGACGGUCCGUGGGGUCAUCUCCAUCCGAAACCACGCUUGCGUCUUUGGAGCACCCGGGUCACUCCUUGCCCGCUUUUUCUUGCAGACCGGCUUGUUCUGUUUUUCCCCCGGCUGCUUGCGAGGCCCGAGGCCUUCUGGCUGCACCGUGAAUAGAAUCUGCCGUUUCCCCCCUGGUGGGGGUUUGGGGUCUGUGUUUAGCCAUUUUUAUCUACUUUAGGUAUAAAAGCAGCCCAGAUGAAAAUCAGGUGACCAUGGAACCAUGGGACUUGGGGGUGGGGCAGAGGUGGGAGCAUUUGUAUCUGUUGAUGGCUCCCUGUGGAGCCCGGGCCGGCACUAGCACUCACCAGGUAGAGAUUGAUCAGCCAGCAGUGAGAAGUGCUUUCUCCAGUCCCUGCGAAGAAGGAUCAGCCCUUUGUCGUACCAGCCUUUAUCGCCUUUGUGCUUCGGUCUGUCUUUCUCUUACCCCCACGCCCCCAACUCCUGGGUCCUGCCUGCAACGGGCGGUCCUGUUUCUGAGACUUGGGAUCCAUUCUGCUAACCCAGCUCUCUUUAGUCGCAUUUGCUUGGCUCCGGUACCAAAUAGUUGGGAUUACUGAAGAAGUCCCCCGUCCCUGCGUGUCAGCGCCGAUGCCGUGACUGCCACCCGCUUCCCGUCAAGUGCCCUCUGCCCGAGCUCGCCACCGACGUGCGCUGCGCUGCGUGAGUUACGAGGUGCCUUUCCCGGAACCCUCCGCUCACUUGGACCCAAGAGAGGUGACAGCUCUGGCUGGGGCUCUUGGUUUCCAGAGGGUCUGGACUGGUUUGGGUGCUUUAAAAUAGAUUUUUAGUUCAGUGGUGCUUAUGGGGGAGGUGGGGAUAGAACUUAAGUGUGAGACUUGGGUGGAUGGGAAAGUUAAAUAUUGGUCUCUUCGAUUUUCUUUGCUUUUGCUAUUGUUGUUACCAUUUGUCAUUGUAUCGAUGUUAAAAUGCCAAAAAUGAUCUAGUUGUUGCUUUUUUCUCUAUCUUCCACCCCCUUCUCUCCUUACGGUGACUUCUGCCCUUACAGGGCGCGUAACCGUAUCUGUCCUGGCCAGUUCCAAGGCCUUGCGGGAGGAGACAGGCCUGCAUUUUCUAAGAGUUAGUCUGAUUUCAUGCUCAUCUCUCUGUCCUGUGUUCAGUCAGUAGUCCAGGGGAGAAGCUUGUGCAACUUCAGAGCUUCUGCUAAACUAACCCAAUUUGUCCAAAUCACUCUAAAAUCACCGUCUCUGACUCAAGCUUCCAUGUGACAACCUAAUCAGUUUCCCUGCUUAGGCCUCUUUCCUUGCACGAAGCUCAGGCAUCUGCGCUCUUUGUACCCUCGGGUGGUGUGGUCGCCAAGGGGGUUGAGGAGGCAGCACCCUGGGUCCUGGCCUUCGCAGGAGGUGCCCUGGGCAGAGCUGGGCUUAGGGCCUCUGUGGACUUACCGAAAACCAGCCUCAGCCUCUUCGGGAACCCUUGCCAGGGACUGGAGAAGGAAAGGGACCUUCUAAGUGAA